This is a messenger RNA of Populus euphratica (Euphrates poplar), 1412 nucleotides long. RefSeq lists its product as uncharacterized. The record is from RefSeq and is a predicted model, not a curated record. NCBI's taxonomy places the organism in Eukaryota, Viridiplantae, Streptophyta, Magnoliopsida, Malpighiales, Salicaceae. The transcript is spliced from 2 exons. The coding region runs from base 1 to 1221 and encodes 406 amino acids. Gene Ontology annotation, molecular function: protein binding.
AUGCUUGCAUUACAAUGCGGUUGUUGGGACAGAGAGGGAAGCUUUAGAAAUAAUCAUAGGUGGGGGUGGGGGUGGAUAUUGCCAAGCAAUGGUUUUGUGAGCAAAAACAUCGAAAGAGACUAUUACACAAUUCAGAGAUUCAAGGAAACAAUUAAGGAUCCCCUGGGCAUUACAAAAAAAUGGGUGGGAAAUGAUGUCUGUAAUUAUCCAGGCUUUAAAUGUGCAACUGGACCUGACCAGAAGGUGAUAGCCCUUGCAGCGGCAGAUUUCAAUGGCUAUUCUUUUGGUGGCCCGGAUAGUCAGCUCACAGGUUUCCUCGAUCAGUUGCUGGACUUGUCCAUCUUCCAUGCGAACUCCAACAAUUUCACUGGUCCAGUGCCAAAGAAUAUUGGCACUUCCAGAGUCCGUUACUUAUUUGAGGUCGAUCUCAGCAACAACAAGUACUCUGGUGGAUUCCCUAUGUCUGUUCUUCAAGCCACCAACUUAACCUUUUUGGACAUCAGGUUCAACUCAUUUUCAGGGUCAGUUCCAGCUGAAGUCUUCACCUUAGACCUAGAUGUGCUUUUCAUCAACAACAACAAAUUCUCACAACAGCUUCCUGGUAAUCUCGGCUCCACACCUGUCCUUUAUCUCACUUUGGCCAACAACAAGUUUAGUGGUCCCAUUCCAAGAAGUAUCGGCAAUGCCCGAAACCUUCUUGAAGUUCUUUUCUUGAACAAUGAACUCGAAGGGUGCUUGCCAUUCGAGAUUGGCAAAUUGGACAAGACUGUCGUGUUUGAUGUGGGCAGUAACAAGUUGACUGGCCCCAUACCCCAUUCAUUUGCAUGCCUAAAAAAGAUGGAGAACCUGAAUUUGGCCAAGAAUAAAUUUUACGGGACGGUGCCGGAGAUGGUGUGCGACCUGCCUAGAUUAGCUAACUUGUCUCUCUCAUACAACUAUUUCACUCAGGUCGGACCUGAGUGCAGGAAAUUGAUUUCGAAAAGGAUUCUUGAUGUUAGAAUGAAUUGCAUUUUGGAUCUUCCUGGUCAGAGAUCAGCAGCUGAUUGUGCCAAGUUCUUCUCUAAACAGAGGACUUGUCCCAAUGAGAGGUCCCUCAGCUAUAUUCCUUGUAGGAAGGGUGGUUAUUCAAGUUCAUUGGAGACAUCUGAUCAACAAUCAAUGGCUCCGGCUGCUGCACCUAUAACAUAUAAUGCCCUUAAACCGCAUAAGCUGCGGUUUUAAAUGGAUCCCUUCAAUUCAAGAUAAUCUCUUGAUUUGCUUGAUGGCUGCUCCUAUCUAUGUAAACAUCUUUCUCCUAAUCAGCUUAUAGCUUGUGGUUAUAAAUCAUAAUGAAUAAGGUGAACUCAUUUCAUUUCUGCUUUCGAAGCAAAUGCAACUUUAUAGUUUAAUGAUAUUUUGUCCCCUCUACUUCC